This is a messenger RNA of Colletotrichum spaethianum, 894 nucleotides long. RefSeq names its product protein SERAC1. Lineage: Eukaryota; Fungi; Ascomycota; Sordariomycetes; Glomerellales; Glomerellaceae. The transcript is spliced from 2 exons. Bases 1 to 894 code for a protein of 297 amino acids. The record is from RefSeq and is a predicted model, not a curated record.
AUGGCCCUUUCUCUUAACCUGGUUAACUCUCAUAGCAUCGUUGCCGUUCACGGCCUAAACCCCCGAAGCAAGAAAGAUGACGAUCAUGCAUGGGAUACUUGGCGAACCCCAUCAGGGCCCGCAGGACGCAUCUGGCUCCGCGAUGACCUUCCCCAGCAUGUUCCCGACUCGAGGAUUUUCCUCUACCAGUACAACGCUACCGCCGUUUACGGUAAAGACCGAAGUACAUUUGUUGACAAAGCCAACGAUCUUCUUGAGGAUAUACGGUUAGAGCGGGAAGAUGCUGAAUCCAGACCGAUACUCUUCUUGGGACACAGUAUGGGCGGGCUGUUGAUCAAGCAAGCACUUAUCAACGCACACCACAAUCCCAACUACUUGUCAAUCAAGGACGCCACCAGCGGGUUAGCCUUUUUCGCAACGCCACACAACGGCGGCGACGAGAAGCUGGUGAAUUUUGGAAGUUUGGCUGCCAAGGUUGCCAUAGCGACAGGAUUUCAGAAAGGCGAUGAUGUGCUGGAAGUAUUGAAGCAAGGGAGUAUCUUCUCGGAUAUUAUGCAUGAGCACUGGAGGCAUCAGCUUUUGCAUUAUAACAUUGUCUCCUUCUGGGGAUGUUUUGACAAUGUUGUUCCAAGAGAGAGCGCCCGGCUGGGCAUGCCAGGCGAUCGCGAAAACGUGGUUGAGCUAAAAGCCGACCACAGCACGGUGUGCAAAUUUGGCGGAGCUGAAUUAGACCAAGAUAACCUCAAGCGUGUACGAAGCAACAUCAAGGACAUGUACAAGAAAGCACUGCAGAGAAGUGAGUUAAAUGCUGUUUCUAUUUCUAUCGGGUUGGAAUCUAUGGUUGAUACGGGACUGCAGGCACGCUUAGCCGCGUUACAGGGCAGCCAUGCUUGA